GCCCGGUGAGUGGUCGCCAACCUGCGUGGUAAAACGCCCCCAGCAUGUCAUCCACGUCCACGUCCAAUGCUGCGCCACUUUCUCAGCCUCGUCACGACCAUCGCCACUGCCUCUUCUCCUCAACACUUGCACCGUGGGACUUGGUGACCAUCCACAGACAACAUGCUGCGCGUCUGCGUGGGGCUUCUUGCUCUUUUCUCCCACGUCCUCCCCCAGGAGCCCAUUUCUUAUUCUUGCACUGAGGGUUAUGAGUACGACACCGUGAGAGAACAGUGCAAAGACAUCGAUGAAUGUGUGCUGCUGGACGACGCCUGCAAAGGAGGCAUGCAGUGCAUCAACCACUUCGGGGGCUACCUCUGCCUCCCCAAGAGCGCCGUCAUAUUCACCAGUCAGGAGGGGGAGGAAAUGCACGCCCAGGAGCCUGCCCCCCCGGUGCCGGCUUUCCCGCCGAGCCAACCUCAGCCCCCGAGGGUGUUCCCGGGCGGCCAGGGCAGGCACUCCGCUUCCAGCCGCGUGGUCCGCUGUGCCCCCGGGUACACGGCGGAUGAACAAAACGUCUGCAGAGACAUAGAUGAGUGUGCGACAGGCCGAUACACUUGUGGCCCCGGGCAGGCCUGCUUCAACACCAGGGGGUCAUACAGCUGCCAGUGUCCUGCAGGCUACCAGAGGAGCAGAGACCAAUGUGUAGACGUAGACGAGUGCACGCUGUCCAACUACUGCAUGCACACCUGUGUGAACACUCAGGGAUCCUACUACUGUGAAUGCAACACAGGGCACCAGUUGGCCAGCAACAACCACAGUUGUGUUGAUAUCAACGAGUGCGACACGCAGAAUCCAUGUCAGCACCAAUGCUACAACCUGAUUGGCUCCUUCCAGUGCCAGUGUGACCCGGGGCACGAGCGGGCCCCGGACAGGGUCUCCUGCCAAGACAUCGACGAGUGCAGCUUCUUCAGCUACGUGUGCCAGUACCAGUGCAUCAACACUCCAGGGAGUUACUCCUGCGAGUGCCCCGAAGGAUACCAGCUGCAGGGCAACAGGUUGUGUCAAGAUGUCAACGAGUGUGAGGCGGGGACACAUAACUGCCAAGAGGGGGAGAUGUGUUGGAACUACUACGGAGGCUUCCGCUGCUAUCCCAGAAACCCCUGCGAGACGCCCUACACCCAAACGUCAGAAAACCGCUGCGUCUGCCGCUCCCAGACGGAGUGCCACGGUCUGCCCCCGUCCAUCGUCUACAAGUACAUGAGCAUCCAGGCGGAGCGCCCCGUGCCGGCUGACAUCUUCCAGAUUCAAGCCACCAAUAUGUACGCCAACACCCACAACACCUUCCGGAUCAAAGCUGGCAACGAGGCAGGAGAUUUCUUUCUCCGGCGUUCCAGCAACGUGAGCGCCAUGCUGGUGCUCACCAAGCCUCUGUCGGGCCCCCGGGAGUACGUGGUGGACUUGGAGAUGAUCACGCAGCACCUGAACAUGAACUACCGCUCCAGCUCCCUGCUCAGGCUCACCGUCAUCGUCGGGGCGUACGCCUUCUGAGCGCCGCGGCGAUGACGACGAGAGCAACGUUUCCUUUAGGCUACAUUAUAGCGCUUAUAAUGGGAGAGGCGGCACAACACUUACAGUAAGAUCCUCUUUUUCUGCAUGAUGAUGAUGAUGAUGAUGACUAUGAUGAUGAUUCGGGUGAACUCGAAAAAGAGCGCUUAACCAUUUUUACAAGAAAAAAAUGACUUCAGAGUCAAGAAUUGCGUUGAAAUUACGGAAACAUAAGUGUAAGUACCGCAUUUUUCGGAGUAUAAGUCGCACCUGCCGAAAAUGCAUAAUAAAGAAGGGAAAAACAUACAAGUUAGUUUCAAGUCUUUUUAGAAAUGACAGAGGGAAACUCAUCUAAAAUGUGAAGUGAAGUGAAUUAUAUUUAUAUAGCGCUUUUCUCGAGUGACUCAAAGCGCUUUACAUAGUGAAAGCCAAUAUCUAAGUUACAUUUAAAGCAGUGUGGGUGGCACUGGGAGCAGGUGGGUAAAGUGUCUUGCCCAAGGACACAACGGCAGUGACUAGGAUGGCGGAAGCGGGAAUCGAACCUGCAACCCUCGAGUUGCUGGCACUGCCACUCUACCAAUCGGGCUAUGCCACAGAGAAUAAUGUUAUUUCCGCAAUUUGUGUGAAGUGAAGUGUUGCAUUCUUAUUAUAAAAAGUGUAACUAGGAUCCAAUCCGGAUUAAACCAGGUUUUAUAUUAAAGCUUCUGAUACUUCACAAGUCACUAAGAUUUUGUUCACUUCCAAUCAGAAUUGAUAUAGACAAACAGUAGUGUAAUUAGAUUCCAUUUGAAAUGCUUUCCUAUUUCAUAUCAGGAUUGGAUCCGGAUUUGACUUAGUCUGUUUACACCGCGUUCAAGACAUCUCUGCCAUUUCAAAGCGUCCGAUCUUUCCUAAACAUUUAACAGUUUGCUCAAUUCCAUUAAUAAUGGACAUAGAUCAACUAUAAAUAUAUGUUAAAUAGAAUUACUGUACAUUUUAUGUGCUAGACUGCUUAAACAUCUACCGGUGAUCUUUUUCAAAGCGGAUCAAUUUUAACGGAAUAAUUAUUUCGAUCUAGAUUUGAUUUAGUUGGUUUACAUAGCGUUCAAGACUUCAUUGCAACUUAGUUUCAAGUCUUUUUAGAAUCGACAGAGGGAUUCUCACCUAAAAUGUGAAGUGUUGCAUUCUGAUUAUAAAAAGUGUAACUAAAAUCCAAUCCGGAUUAAACCUGGUUUGAUAUUAAAGCUUCUAAUCCUUCACAAGUCACUAAGAUUUUCCUCACUUCCAAUAAGAAUUGGAAUUUAUAUACAGUAAUGUAAGUGUAAGUGUAGAUUGAAAUUAAAUUGCUUUCUAAUUUACCACCAUGAUUGGAUCUGGAUUUGGUUUAGUUUGUUUACAUAGCGUUCAAGACAGCAUUGCCAUCUACAAUUAGUUUCAAGUCUUUUUAGAAUUGACAGAGAGAUACUCAUCUAAAAUGUGAAGUGAAGUGUUGCAUUCUUAUUAUAAAAAGUGUAACAAGGAUCCAAUCCGGAUUAAACCUGGUUUAAUAUUGAAGCUUCUGAUCCUUCAUAAAUCACUUCCAAUAAGAAUUGAUAUUGAUAUCCAGUAGUGUAAAUAGAUUUAAUUUAAAUUGCUUUCUAAUUUGCCACCAGGAUUGGAUCUGGAUUUGAUUUAGUUUGUUUACUUAGCGUUCAAGACUCCAUUGCCAUGUAAACUUAGUUUUAAGUCUUUUUAGAAUUGACAGAGGGAAACACACCUAAAAUGUGAAAUGAGGUGUUACAUUAUGAUUUUAAAAAUUGUAGCUAGGAUCUAAUACGGAUUAAACCUGGUUUAAUAUCAAAGCUUCUGAUCCUUCAUAACUCUGUACGAUUUUGCUCACUUCCAAUAAGAAUUAAUAUUGAUAUACAGUCGUGUAAAUAGAUUGAAUUUAAAUUGCUUUCUAAUUUGCCACCAGGAUUGGAUCUGGAUUUGAUUUAAUUUGUUUACAUAGCGUUCAAGACUACAUUGCCAUCUAAACUUAGUUUUAAGUCUUUUUAGAAUUGACAGAGGGAAACACACCUAAAAUGUGAAGUGAGGUGUUACAUUAUGAUUUCAAAAAUUGUAACUAGGAUCUAAUCCGGAUUAGACCUGGUUUAAUAUUUAAAGCUUGUGAUCCUUCAUAAAUCUCUAAGAUUUUGUUCACUUCCAAUAAGAAUUGAUGUCGAUAUACAGUAGUGUAAGUAGAUUGAAUUUAAAUUGCUUUCUAAUUUGCCACCAGGAUUGGAUCUGGAUUUGAUUUAAUUUGUUUACAUAGCGUUCAAAACUGCAUUGCCAUCUAAACUUAGUUUUAAGUCUUUUUAGAAUUGACAGAGGGAAACACACCUAAAAUGUGAAGUGAGGUGUUACAUUAUGAUUAUAAAAAGUCUAACAAGGAUCCAAUCCGGAUUAAACCUGGUUUAAUAUUGAAGCUUCUGAUCCUUCAUAAAUCUCUAAGAUUUUGCUCACUUCCAAUAAGAAUUGAUAUUGAUAUACAGUAGUGUAAGUCGAUCGAAUUUAAAUUGCUUUCUAAUUUGCCACCAGGAUUGGAUCUGGAUUGGGUUUAGUUUGUUUACAUAGCGCUUAAGACCGCAUUGUAAUUUAGUUUCAAGUAUUUUUAGAAUUGACAGAGGGAUACGCACCUAAAAUGUGAAGUGUUGCAUUCUGAUUAAAAAAAAGUGUAACUAGGAGUCAAUCCGGAUUCAACCUGGUUUGUUAUUAAAGCUUCUGAUCCUUCACAAGUCACUAAGAUUUUCCUCACUUCCAAUAAGUAUUGAUAUAAACAUACAUUAGUGUAAGUAGAUUCAAUUUGAAAUGCUUUCCUAUUUCACAUCAGGAUUGGAUCCGGAUUUGAAUUUGUCUGUUUACACCGCGUUCAUGACUUCUUUACCAUCUCAAAGCGUCCGAUCUUUCCUAAACAUGUAGCAGUUUUCUCAAUGGACAUAGAUCAACUAUAAGUAUAUGUUCAAUAGAAUUACUGUACAUUUUAUGUGCUGGACUGCUUAAACAUCUCCCGGUGAUCUUUUUCAAAGUGGAUCAAAUUGAAUGGAAUAUUUAUUUUAUGUCGCUCAUCAUCCGUGUUGAUUUUUUUUGUCAAAAGAGUCAUCAUCAUCGUCAUUUGUGUACCGUUGUGCUCAUGAGCAACAAUUUCCCGGAAAGCUUCAGUGUGUGUGUGUGUGUGUGUGUGUGUGUGUGUGUGUGUGUGUGUGUGUGUGUGUGUGUGUGUGUGUUAGGUGGGUAAGAGUGGCCUCAAAAGGUGCCUUUAAAGUGGUGGAGCUGUAUUUAGCAGCUUUCACUGAUGCACUCUUAAUAGUCCGGCCGGGCGAGCUAAUAACAGCCAACCCUGAGAAGCACGCACAGGAAAUUUGGACUUUGGUAACACAACCUGUUCUGGAACAAGACCGCCUUUUGGGUCUCACGGUGAAGGAGUCACACUGGCACCAUUGCCGGCGUUGCGUGAUGGCGCUAAUUACAGCGCCGCGGCCCCCGACGCGGAUUCAUUAGUGCAAAUAUCAGCCCACCCUCUAUGUUUGUGUGUGUGUGUGUGUGUGUGUGUGUGUGUGUGUGUGUGUGUGUGUGUGUGAGAGCGCAACUACUAACGUCUUUUGAACUUUUUAUUUUACUUGCUUCAAUGUGUUCAGCAGCCAAUUGUGCCUUAGUGAGAGCGCCAGAACAAAAUCCCAACAAAUAACAAGCACUAAUCCAAUCAUUCACGCUUACAAUAUAUUGUUUAUACGUAUCAUUUUUGUCUCUUUUAUAUUUAAGAUAUAUUUUUGAUGUGUAUCUUGUAUCAAAUUUUUGUACCCCGAAGUGUGUGUGUGUGUGUGUGUAUUUGUAUGUGUGUGUGUGUUUGGGGCGGGGGGUUAUUUUGUGGAAUAAAAUAUGAUUUCCAAACCAAAGCAAAGAAA
Messenger RNA from Nerophis ophidion (straightnose pipefish), 5429 nucleotides. RefSeq names its product EGF containing fibulin extracellular matrix protein 1 (gene efemp1). The transcript has 11 exons. The coding region runs from base 163 to 1530 and encodes 455 amino acids. The record is from RefSeq and is a predicted model, not a curated record. NCBI's taxonomy places the organism in Eukaryota, Metazoa, Chordata, Actinopteri, Syngnathiformes, Syngnathidae. Gene Ontology annotation, molecular function: calcium ion binding.